CUUUUAAUGUUCCUGUUAAAGCGAUCGCUGACAUGGCGUCCCCGAUGCGUCAUGCGAGGCUAUAGUCAAUUCGAGCAAGGUGAUUUCUGCAUGUUACGUCAAGUCAAGACCAACAAAAAGUUUUUUGUGGGGCCUUUAGAAGCAGCCAGUGAAAAGGGAGUGAAAGGAGGUGCGAUUGCCCAUGACAGUAUUAUUGGAAAACAACCUCGAUCGAUUAUUCGCACUGGCAAUGAUAGUGUCGGAUAUAUGGUCCACUUUCCUACUUUGGAAGAAUUUGUGGUCAAUGUGCCUCGUGCAUGUACACCCAUCUAUCCCAAAGACGCUUCCACCAUUGUCCAAAUGCUCGAUCUGGAACCGGGCCAUCGUGUACUUGAAGCGGGUACAGGCAAUGGAUCAUUGACGUUAUAUAUGGCACGAGCCGUAGCAGGAGGUGGUAAUUGUGUUGGCAAGAUUGACACUUACGAUAUCCGAGAAUCCCAUUCCAAUACAGCACGUAAACAUGUCGAACGUUAUUCUCGAGGUAAAUAUAGUCCUGUGGUUUCUUUCCAUUUAGGUGCGGUGGCCGAUACAUUACCACAACAGGAAGAAGGCAAGGGACAAUAUGAUGCCAUGGUCUUGGAUAUGCCUGAACCCUGUGAUCAAAUCCCACGUCUUUUACCAUACUUACGCAACGAUCGAUUCUUGGUAUGCUAUCUACCCAACAUGACUCAAGUGCUUGCGUUGGCAGAACUGAUUAUUGAUUUACCCUUGGUGAUGGAAGAUUGUAUUGAGGCCGAAUGGAAGGAAUGGGAAGUGAGAGCUACGCAUAUAAAAAGUCGUAUAAAGCAAGCACAAGAAGGAGAGGAAGUCACUGUGCCUCACGAUGCUUGGGUAUGUCGACCCAAGAAUUUUGACGUUAAGGGACAUACUGCUUUUCUUGUCAAGCUUAGAAAAUCCGCUGCUGUUGUUGAAUAAUAUUUUUUUUUGGUGUCACAAACAAUCAUGCGUCAGAUAACAGUACGUUUUUUUUUUAUUAUUAUUCUCUAUCCCU
Mucor mucedo is the source of this 1030-nucleotide messenger RNA. Its product is annotated as S-adenosyl-L-methionine-dependent methyltransferase. Bases 7 to 954 code for a protein of 315 amino acids. Lineage: Eukaryota; Fungi; Mucoromycota; Mucoromycetes; Mucorales; Mucoraceae. The record is from RefSeq and is a predicted model, not a curated record. Gene Ontology annotation, cellular component: tRNA (m1A) methyltransferase complex. The transcript is spliced from 4 exons. Gene Ontology annotation, biological process: tRNA methylation.